CAACAACAACAAAGCUCUACAGGCGCAUGUGCUGCACCAUACAGACAAUGAAGCUGGUUGUCAUGGCAGCAAUGCUGGCGGUAGCAGGGGCGAGGAAGGUCUGCAAAUCCGGCUGUCAUCUAACCAAUAAAGUCAUCCAAGUGGAGCUCUGCGGCCGUAAUGAGCCCGUCUUUACCACUGAAUGUGCAGGACAUUGCUACAACAAGGACUCGGCUUACAUCAGCAAUGCUGACGAGGAUAAACAGCAGGUCUGCAUCGGGAACUGGACCUACGAGGUGAAACAGAUUCAAGGAUGUCCAGAGAGCGCCACCUACCCUGUGGCCACACACUGCGAGUGCAGACCGUGCAACAUAAAAACCACACACUGUGGUCUCUUCACUGGAGACCCAGCUGUCUGCCCUUUUAAAUAAACCUUAUGUCCAUCAUUUAUUUACUUGUAACGUUAGUGUCACUUGACUUGGUAUUAAAAUAA
This is a messenger RNA of Labrus mixtus (cuckoo wrasse), 472 nucleotides long. Its product is annotated as gonadotropin subunit beta-1-like. Bases 27 to 410 code for a protein of 127 amino acids. Lineage: Eukaryota; Metazoa; Chordata; Actinopteri; Labriformes; Labridae. The record is from RefSeq and is a predicted model, not a curated record. Gene Ontology annotation, molecular function: hormone activity. Gene Ontology annotation, cellular component: cytoplasm; extracellular region. The transcript is spliced from 3 exons. Gene Ontology annotation, biological process: ovulation; G protein-coupled receptor signaling pathway.